This is a messenger RNA of Copidosoma floridanum, 2667 nucleotides long. RefSeq names its product karyopherin alpha3 (gene Kap-alpha3). The record is from RefSeq and is a predicted model, not a curated record. Gene Ontology annotation, cellular component: cytoplasm. Lineage: Eukaryota; Metazoa; Arthropoda; Insecta; Hymenoptera; Encyrtidae. Gene Ontology annotation, molecular function: nuclear import signal receptor activity; protein binding. Gene Ontology annotation, biological process: protein import into nucleus.
UUGCAUGUAGAUCUCGUUGUUUCGUACAAGUUGUACGGUAUACAACAGACAAUACGGACAUUACUUGAAGUAUAUAGGUAUACUGGCUCGUGUGUGCACUGUGCAGUGUGCAAUCACCACAUCAUAAAAUUUGCACGAUAGGUAGUGCACAUUGUCAUCACUAGAGAGAGCUGAAACGUCGACGAAAUCGGGCUUAUCGGGCUAGCUCUUUUUCUCGUGGACUCGUGUGCUCAACAGAAGAUAUCGUCUUCCCAAGAAGAAACAACCACGUCGUCGUCGUCGUCGUCGUCGUUAUCGUACGGUCGUCGUAGUCAUUUUCAUUCAACAGUUACACACCCCCAUUACCUGCAAGAGCCGUGAGCUUAGCCUCGCUCACCUGCCGUAGUCACGCUGAUGGAGCCCAACACGAAGAUGGCAACCGAGGCGGCGAACAAGAGCCGCAUCUCGGUCUUCAAGAACAAAGGCAAAGACCAGGAUGAAAUGAGAAGGAGAAGAAAUGAAGUGACAGUGGAAUUGAGGAAAAAUAAGAGAGAAGAAACUCUGCAGAAAAAAAGGAAUGUUCCUAUCACCGAUUCAACUGACGAAGAUGAUAUUGAUAAGCAACUGGCAAAAACUAAUCUACAAGAAUUGGUAAUGAAAGCUGGCAGUACUGAUUCUCUUGAACAAUUGAAUGCUGUACAGUCUGCUAGAAAAUUACUCUCAUCGGACCGAAAUCCACCUAUUGAUCUGCUGAUUAACAGUGGCAUUUUACCAAUUUUAGUUAGGUGUUUAGAACAGCACAACAAUCCAUCUCUGCAGUUUGAAGCAGCUUGGGCGCUCACAAACAUUGCCAGCGGAACAUCUGCCCAGACAAAUGCUGUUGUCCAAGCAGGUGCUGUCCCACUUUUCCUUCAAUUGCUACUUUCAAGUCAACAAAACGUUUGUGAACAGGCAGUUUGGGCACUAGGAAAUAUAAUUGGUGAUGGUCCAGCACUCAGGGACUAUGUGAUACAACUUGGUGUUGUUCAACCAUUGUUAUCCUUUAUCAAGCCCGAUAUCCCUCUCACGUUUCUGCGAAAUGUAACGUGGGUGAUCGUAAAUUUGUGCAGAAACAAGGAUCCGCCCCCACCGGUUCAUACAAUUCAAGAAAUUUUACCUGCUCUCAAUAUUUUGAUUCAUCACGCUGAUAUAAAUAUUCUUGUAGACACAGUAUGGGCAUUAAGUUACUUGACAGAUGGUGGCAACGAUCAGAUCGAAAUGGUUAUCGAAAGUGGUGUUGUACCCCGUUUGGUCCCUCUUCUUUCACACAAAGAAGUCAAGGUGCAAACCGCUGCUCUCCGAGCGGUCGGUAAUAUCGUUACAGGCACCGAUGAGCAAACACAAGUCGUCCUUAAUUGCGAAGCACUGUCUCACUUUGAAAACUUGCUCACACAUCCAAAAGAAAAAAUAUGCAAGGAAGCCGUGUGGUUCCUUUCAAACAUCACAGCUGGUAACCAGCAGCAAGUUCAGCAAGUCAUUGAUGCAAAAUUGUUACCGCUCAUUAUAAGCAAUUUAGCAAAGGGAGAAUUCCAAACACAAAAAGAGGCCGCUUGGGCGAUCAGCAAUCUAACGAUAAGCGGAAACAAGGACCAAGUCGCGGAACUUAUUAAGCAGGGAGUUGUUCCUCCAUUCUGUAAUUUACUUGCUUGUAAAGAUACCCAAGUAGUGCAAGUAGUAUUGGACGGCAUCAACAAUAUGCUGAAAUUAGCUGGAUCACAAGUGGAAUUUUUGGCCAACAUGAUUGAAGAGUGUGGCGGGCUUGACAAGAUCGAGGCAUUGCAGACUCACGAAAAUGCAGACAUUUACAAAUUAGCUUAUGAUAUUAUUGAGCAAUACUUUUCAGACGAGACUGACGAUGUUAAUAUAUCACCACCAAUCGUAGAAGCAGGCUUCGCCUUCGAUUCGACGACGUCUGUUCCACAUGAAGGCUUCAAAUUUUGAGUAGUCCUUGGCUCAUCACACUCGAUUGUGCCGUCCCCCAAAAAUAAACUCCAAUCUGGAGCAAUUCUGCUUUCCUUCAUCCUCUCUUAUUUCCACAUCUCUUUAUUGCUCCAGUCGACGUGCAGCAGCAGCUUAGACGUGAGGAUGCGCUGAUCAGCUCAACCAAGAAAUUUUAUGAAAAUAAAAAAAAAAAAAAAAAAAAAAAAAAAAAAAAACAUGACGGGCCCAAAGACAUACCUACAAACAUUUGCAUGUAUUUGUACAUGUGUUUCUUUGACAUACACGUACACAAGGAUCGUGGGUGCAUUGAAGACGAAAUAAUGUAAUUGAAAGCGGUCUUUGCGAUGGCCUUGAACAUGAAACAUGAAAUUAAUUAUAAAAAAAAGGCCGCUCAAAUUUUGACAAACAGAACUGAAGCCGGAAAAACCGAGAAUUAAGUCAACGAUGACUCCCACAAAUUGACUGCAUUCUUAUACUCUUUAUUCUUCUACGAUACAUUACUACAACAAGUCUAAUCAAGAUGCUGAGUUAGCUAUUCAGAAAUUUAUGGAUUUAAUUCUUUUGUCCGGGCUUUAUUUCAUCAAGAAAGUUGAUCACUGUUUGUACAUGCAGCAGAAUACGCGUGAUUAUUAUAGAAUUUUUUGUGUCGUUUUCCGUCUGAACAGAAAUAAAGACAAAAAUAGCACGUAGCUAUUUUUUUUAAUGAAA